GAGGCGGAAGUCGCUUGCAGCCGCCGCCGACGGGCUGUAGCUGCAGCUGCGGGGACGGUCGGCAGAGCGAGUUGGUCGUAAGUCUUGCAGGAGGAAGGAGGGCUCGGGGGUCCCUGGCGGCGGGGCUUCUCCUUGUUCGAGGGCUGUGGACGAGGGGGAAUAAUGUUACCAUGUCUGUACAUGCCUUGCUGUGUGAGCGGAUUGCUAUUGCAGAGGAGCUCAUCAAGAGGGCAGAAGCCCUUUCUAGAUUCCGGAAAGGUGGCGUAGAAGGCGGAUCAAAACUCUGCAGCAAGCUAAAGGCCGAGUUAAAGUUCUUGCGCAAGGUGGAGGCUGGCAAGGUAGCCAUCAAAGAGUCUCACCUGCAAAGUACCAAUCUCACUCACCUGCAGGCCAUCAUUGAGUCAGCUGAAAACUUGGAGGAGGUUGUCAGUGUUGUCCAUGUCUUCACUUAUGAGGACCAAUUCGGGGAGAAACAAAGCUUGGUGGUGGACGUCGUCGCAAAUGGUGGCCACACCUGGGUGAAGGCCAUAGGCCGAAAGGCUGAAGCCCUGCACAACAUUUGGCUGGGCAGGGGCCAGUAUGGUGACAAAAGCAUCACUGAGCAGGCAGAGGAUUUCCUGCGAGCAAGUGGCCAGCAACCCGUGCAGUACAGUAAGCCGCACAUCGUCUUCGCUUUCUACAACGGUGUGUCCUGCCCAAUGGCACAGAGGCUGCAAAAGAUGGGCAUAUCGGUACGGGGAGACAUUGUGGCUGUGAAUGCAUUGAUGGAGUGUGCUAGUGAAGACCUCCCCUUGAGCUCUGGCGAAUCUGAUGAAGGAGGGGAGGGCCUUCAGGUGACCAAAGUAGAUCGGGGCAACUUAAUAGCUAGUGUUGCUUUUCCUACGGAGAUCCGAGUAGACGUGUGCAAUAGGGUUAACUUGGAUAUUACUACUCUGAUCACGUACGUCUCUGCCCUGAGCUACGGAGGCUGUGACUUCAUCUUCAAGGAGAAAGUCUUGUCGGAACAGGCAGUGCAGGAGAGGGAAGAGAGUGUUCUCCCCCUCCUGGAGGAUUUCAUGAAGGGCAAGGAACUGUUUGCUUGUCAAUCUGCAGUCAAAGACUUUCAAGUCAUUUUAGAGACUUUGGGAGGGGCAGGUGAGAAAAGUCGAGCCUUGCUACUCCUGGAGAGAAUCAGUGUGGUGCCAGACCAGCCCUCUGAGCGUGCCUUAAGACUAGUGCCUAGCUCCAAAAUCAAUAGCCGUUCUCUGACCAUCUUUGGCACAGGCGAUGCUUUAAAGGCCAUCACCAUGACUGCAAACAGUGGCUUUGUGAGGGCAGCAGCUAACCAGGGCGUUCGGUUUAGUGUGUUUGUUCAUCAGCCGAGGGCGCUGACAGAAAGCAAAGAAUCUUCUGCCACACCUUUACCAAAGCAUUCAGUUGGGUCCUAAUGGUUCGGGACUAGUCUGCAGCCAUUAAAAUAAGAGAACCAGUGGGUAGAUCUUACCCAGUAUUUGUGUGUUUAUAAUGCCUGCAGUUUCAAAAGCAAAGCUUUUAAAAUAAAUAAAUGCAAAGACAAUCUACCCAGUUGUGGCGCAACUUAUUGUAUCUGCUGGCAUCUUUUUGCUGUGCAGUUCCUUGCUUCCAGUGCAUAUUGUAUGAAAGGUUGGAGACAUGUGCAAAUGGACACCAGGCUACUGCUUUGGAUGCAGCCCUGCUGUGUUCCUUGUAAAGUUUUCAUUCUGUCCUGGGGUGAGGCACAUUUAAGUCCCAUACAUUUAUCCUAUUGAUAAAUGUAAUGCUUCCAUGUGGGACUUCAAAGUGCACGCAUUUGGCUGGAUUGUGUUCCAACUUUCUGCCCAUGGCAUAAGGUCCUAUGAUUUCCAGGAUCUGUCUUCAGAUGAAAACUGUAUGGAAUGAAGAUCAGUACAUGAAUAUGCCAUGAGUAUGAUCCCACCAAACUUAAACACACUUAAACCCAUUUAUUUAAAUGUGAGUGCCUUGGGCACCUGCUAACAUCUCUUACAGAAAGUGACAGGUCUUUUUUUAAAAAAAACCUGUAGAUUGUAAAUGGUAUUUUUGCAGAAUCCUCCUGGUUUUCUCUUUGAUGGUUCCACAGUAAUUUAUUUUAUUGGGCGUAAUUAAGUUGUUAACAGAGUGCAGCGUAUCAUCGUCAUGUUACCAUUCAAACAGAACCAGUCUAUGGAGUCUUAGUGCUCAAAGGCUGACUUUUUAUGACUUUUCAUAUUUAACUGCUGAAAUCCUUUAAAUGGCUUGGCAUUGUGGGAGUGGGAAAACUUUAUAUUAGGGAUCAGAAUAGUGCAAUAUGAAUAAUAUGACAGCAACUGACAAAAUACAGAUGCACAAUAAUUUAGAAGUGAACAGUUCUACUAUUGAGCUCUCCCUUGUUAGUUUUACCAGCGGUGUUAGAGAAGUCGAAAUCUAUGCUCUUAAAAUAAUAAUAAUAAUAAUUAGAUGUUCUUCCCUGUUCCUAGUGCUCUAGGUCAGAUAUUUAGUUUCACAUUAUGAAAAGGAACAAGCAGGAACCUUUUCCCUAAACGGUGUCUUGGUACCUGCUCUCUCCACCCCCGCCCCCUUCUGCUCUACAUAUGCAUGAAUUAAAUAAAUAUGCCAAAAGUUUGUGUUAAAAGUUGAGUUGCAUUCUGUCUCCUGUGUGCCAUUCAGACGCAGAAAUGAGUUUAUUCUUACUCAGCAUGGUCAUCAAGUCAGUGUCUACUGUGGGUUCUUAAACAUCCUGAAUACAGUGUGUGCUGUUUCUUUGACACGGAUUGUGUAAGAAUAAAAUGGUAUUUAUGAAGCUCCCUUCCCUCCCUAAGGUCUCAGUGCUCUGGAAAUGUUGCAAUACUUUGCCUUUGUUUGUCAGGUGGAGUACAGGAAAAACAUGGAAGAGCAUGAAGACUGGAUGCAAAAGGGGAUGGAAAACAAUAAACGGGUGUGCAAGAUCCCCUUCUGUAUACAUACCUUGGAGUAAGCUCCGUUGAAGACACAAACAUGCAUAGGAUAGCACAGUUGGAAAAUUUCUGUAGAUUUUGCCCACAUGUUAGCACGCUGCUUUUGAUACCCAUCAGGUCUAGAAUAUUAAUGUGCAUGUUUCUGGGGGUCAGGAAUCAUUUUUAGUACAUCAAAUUGUGCAUUCGCAUCAAUGCCAUACAAAACUUCCUCUGGCACAGUAAUCAUUUGUUUGAGUGUACUAGUUUUGAAGACCGGGUGGAGGAUGGUAACUAACAGUAUUUAAUUUUCACAAAUGGGAGAGAGGAAAACUUUAAAAGGUACACUCUCUUUCACGUAGGCUUCUUAUUCCUACUAAAGAACCCAUAAUUUUAAGCAGCUUAAAUUGGUUAAGAUUGUCAGGCACACAGUGAAUCAAGAUGGGUUUAGAACGUGGAAGAAAAUCCCAGGUCUUCCUGAGAGUCUUCAGCAGAACCUGUGCUCUCCUAGAAAAGGCCUAAUUCUCACUCCUCUUUUCUUGUCACUGAAAAGUGCUAUCUGAUUUAUUCCAAGUACUUGUCACCACACAAAGGACAUGCAAAUGUUCUCUUCAGUGCAACCAGUUUUUGACACUUCUUUUGUGCAACUGUUAUCCACUCAAGUCGAGGGCUCUUAAACUCAGCCACUCCAUGUUUCUUCCAUAGAAACUUGACUUCCCAUUCACUUUGAGAAAAGGGUAAAGAAGCCCUCUUUCUUCUAGUUUUACUGCACAAUCAUAAAUGGCAUGUUCUCAAAGGGGAGCCAGUCUGGAGGCUCUUUGAUCACUACUAGGCCUCAUGGCUGUACUUCUAGUCUAUAAUACUGGUACCGUACCAUGAACACGUCAAGCCUAGACAUUUUGCAAAGCAGUUCAUGCAAGCAUAUCUGGGGACAUGGGUCUAAAGGUGUGAAUAAUUUUUGCCCCUUUCUCCUGAAAGGACUUUCCUCCCGGAGGCGAAUGAUUGCACGCGGGGCCCGCCUCCCGUGUCUGCAGGGGGAUGUGGUCAGCCCCCUGCACCAGCCCCUCCCCGCCGCCGCAUCAUACCCCUCUGCCAGCCAAUAGGGCUCACGGGGGGCGGCGGAGUCCAGCUCCGUUUAAAAUACUGCGGCGGGGGAUUUUUCUCUCUUUGCUUCCUGCUCUUUGGGCUCAAGUGGCUGUUAGGCAUUGGAUUAUUCCAGGCAUCCCCAAACUGUGGCCCUCCAGAUGUUUUGGACUACAAUUCCCAUCUUCCCUGACCACUGGUCCUGUUAGCUAGGGAUCAUGGGAGUUGUAGGCCAAAACAUCUGGAGGGCCGCAGUUUGGGGGUGCCUGGAUUAUUCAAUAUGUGAUGUAGCUGUGUUGUGUGUCGGAGGUCAGGUUAAGGCCAUCACCUACCUUCUAGGGGUAUCCCGUUAAGGGGAUCCGACGGUUGUGGAUCCCAUCUGAUGCCCUACUUUGGUUAGGGCCAUGGCACGACCCCCGGUGACGUCAGGGGAAGCUUCCAGUUGUAUUUGCAUCAACAAGCUCCUCCCACUGUUUGUUAACCUUUACGUGUCUCCACACCAGUAGGGUGGAGUCACGUGUUGCAUUCCCAUCCAAUGCCUAAGCCAAUACCACUCACAUGCUAUAACCAAUAAAGUUGUGGCCUUUAUCUACCCAUUAACCUAAAAUCACGUCUCCUUGUGUCUUAUUUACUCCACGCGGGUGGCGGGUCAUCAAUGUGCAACUUGGCGACUUGUUAGGCAGAACAAGUUCUCUCUCACACAUGCAACACUGACGUUUGGGUGCGCUCUAGUUUCCUCAUACAAAAAUAAAUAGCCAACUUCUAGUAUUUUACAUGCAGCUGAAAGUUUAAGGCAGGGAAGUUGUGGUGUGGUGUCAUUGCCAAAUCUGCUUUCUUGAGAACGGGAAGAAUACACUGUGUUACAUUGUUGGGUUGUGGGGAGACGCUCACUUGCUAACCCUUGGUCUGGAGGGGGUGUGCCGAUCUGCACACACAAACACCCAAGUUAUUCUGCUCCUGUCCUGAUGGGGAUGCAUAUCACCCCACCCUUGGUCAUCAAUAAUCAUUUGAUGACCAGGGAGGGGGUGAUAACCUCACCUCAGCUGAGAAGGGGGCUGUGCCCUGUGUAGGGAGGUUUGGCCAAGCUGAAGUGUACUUAACCCAAGGCAUGACUGUACAAUAAACAGUCCUACCUAGCUCUGUUAGUAGUGUGUUGUGUGUGAGAGAGGGGAAACACAUCAGUGAGGGAAAACUACACACAUUUGUGCAUGUGCAGGUAGCCCAAUGUGAAUUGUUUGAGGGGUGUAUUAUUGACUCCCCUGCCAAGAAAAUGAUCAAUCUAAUGACAAGGGGGAAGCAAUUUGCAUCCCUAGUAAGGAGCUUGGAUCUACCCACCCCAACGCUGAGUCUACUUUAAUUGCCUAAUCCUUUUCUGCCAAAAUUGGUUGGGGGGUCAGGGAGAAAAGGACUGGAGAGGAUCAGACCCUUGAUGUUGCAAGUAUUUCUAUGUCAA
Messenger RNA from Zootoca vivipara (common lizard), 5460 nucleotides. RefSeq names its product chromosome 11 C7orf25 homolog (gene C11H7orf25). Lineage: Eukaryota; Metazoa; Chordata; Lepidosauria; Squamata; Lacertidae. The record is from RefSeq and is a predicted model, not a curated record.